Molecule: messenger RNA, 715 nt
Organism: Paramecium primaurelia
Lineage: Eukaryota; Ciliophora; Oligohymenophorea; Peniculida; Parameciidae
Source: the annotation of a GenBank genome assembly
AUGAAAUUAAUCCUGAAUAUAUUCCUCAGAUUAAUGUAUUUAUUAAAAAGCGCCAUACAAUUCUUAUAAAUCCAAGUAGAAUCUAGUAAUGUACAAUAAAUGCAAGUCUGUGUAGAAAUAAAUAAUAGUCUAACAGCCUUUUCUUAUUCAUAUUUUUAGAUUAUACAAUAUUACAAAGAUAGAUCUCUAGUAGUUUAAUAAUAAACCAUGAAAAUAGAUGAAAAUUUUUUAAAGUUAGAUAGGUAUAAUUUUGAUUAGUAUUAUUUUGAAGUUUCUGUUAAUCUUAAUUUAAAUAAUUGUCAAAAACUCUUUAAAAAGUUUGAUCAAUAGUAAGUUUCAAGGCAUCAAUUUUCAAUAAUGCAGAUAUUCAGACUUUUGGAUUUUCUUAGAAUUUAAAAGUGAAGCUUUGGGGAAUCUGGAUAUUACUUGUAAAAAUAUUAAAUUAGAAUUUAAACAUAUCCUCUUAAGAAUCUCAAGAAUUUUGAAAAUGUGUGAAUUAAACAAAGAGGAACUUAAAAGGAUUUUAUAAGGUUUAAAUAACCAAAUAGAGCUGAUUGAUAUAGAUUUAUCUUAAUUUUUGAAGCGUUUUUCAGCAAUUGAAUAGAAAGACUUAGUAAGAUAAUUAGAAAAGAAUAAAAUUGAUGUAUAUUUGAUGAGCAGAAGAUUAAUUAAUUUGAAAAUACUGGUGAAAAGUGGAAGUAGUAGGAUUUUUUGA